AUGAAAGCUUUUCUCUUAGUAUGCCUGAUCGCCACAUCAAUGAUGGUUAAUGCAAUUGAGAUGCCCCAAGAGAAAGCCGUAAAUGCCAAAUCAGAUUCACCUAGUUUCCUCUAAGUCGAAUAAGCUUGUGCAGUCUGUUGCAAUGGCACAUGCUGCCUUAGCACUGCUAAUUGUAACAGAGGAAAGUGCAAUAAUAUAGUCAUACCUUAUACCUGUGUUUAAGGAUGA
This is a messenger RNA of Paramecium octaurelia, 228 nucleotides long. NCBI's taxonomy places the organism in Eukaryota, Ciliophora, Oligohymenophorea, Peniculida, Parameciidae. The record is from the annotation of a GenBank genome assembly.